Molecule: messenger RNA, 1583 nt
Organism: Phascolarctos cinereus (koala)
Lineage: Eukaryota; Metazoa; Chordata; Mammalia; Diprotodontia; Phascolarctidae
Source: RefSeq, a predicted model, not a curated record
AUAAUGAUUUGGGGAGAGAGGGGAAUGGCAGCUGAAGAACACAUCCGUGGAUGUAUACUCACAUACUCACAUCCUUGGUUGUUCUAGUGACCCUUGCACUUACCAGGCAGUAAGAGGAGAAGUACACACAAGAGACUUCAUCACUACCACCCUCCAAAUUCUCCCAGAGCUGCAGGGUGGAUGUGACAGGGUCUAUCACUGUGAAUUUUCAGGGAAUGGAUGGGAGGAUGCAGGAUGCUAUGACUGGGGAGGUAUGACUGAGUGGAGUGGUGAAUUGACUGUCACACGGACUUGGUGAGAUGAUCCACCGGCGAUGCUGGGCCCCACCUGGAGAGAUGGAGGGUGGUGGUGGGAGAGGGUGAGGUCAGAGAAGGGGCGAGUUCAUCCAGGUGGCUGGUGCUGGGGGCUGGAUCACGGCCUCUAUGAACCCCGAGACCCGGCUUCCACUCAGGUGCUUGCCAAGCCUGCUUUCUGUGUGCUGCUCCUGUCUAUACUGGGCUCGGCUCUGGGGCGCGGCGGCAGGCGCAGGGACUGCAACGUGCCCGACGUGCUUCGGCAUUACCGCGCGGUCAUCUUCGAAGAGUUGCAGGCGGUGGUGAGCGAAAACCCCGCCAGGAUUGGCUUUUCUUGGGGAGGGAUAUGGGAUGUGGGAUCAGUACCUGGUCACUCCACAAGUCCCUUCUUUGAUUUUAUCCAGAAAAACUUGACGGGCACCGGGGCUCUCAGGCGCCGGGGACGAGGCGCCUCCUGCCGGGCAGAAAAGGAGCACCGCAUCUUGAUGUCUAUCUCAUCCAUGGGACGGGCUCUGCGCAAGGCAGUGGCAGGGGCCGGGGCUGGACCCGGACGCCGCCGCGGAGCCCUGGAGAAGGCCGUGUGGACAGUGGCCAUGCACACUGAGGCAGUGACCCGAGAGUACUGCGGGACUCUGCAUCAGCGAAGCCAGAAGCGGCUGAGCCAGGAGUGGCAGGAGCGGAAGCGGGGUCCGGAGAUGGAGCCAGAGCUGAACCUGGAGCCGGCCCUUGCCCCGGGUCGGAGUCGGGGUCGGGGUCAGAGACGGCGUCUGUUGGGAGCCGUGGAACACUUGGCUGCCUGUUGGGAGAAAUUGUUUUUUCUGCGCUCCCUGGCUUCGGCCGCCGGGAGCUAUUAGGGAGAAGGAAUGGGGGUGGGGGGUGGGGAGGUUCGUGGUGUGUCCUCCUCCGUGCCCCGGGCCUCAGUCUCUGAGGCUUUCUGGGCUGGAGAAAGGGAAGGGUCUGCCCUAUGUCUUCCCCCUACCAAGUCCUCUCUCCUUUCACCAAUGUUCUCCAUAAGUGGCUGGAUGUGUGGGCGGGGAGAGUGGAAAGGAAAAUUCCCUCUUUCUGCACUUCGGCUCCAAGAAGUCCUGGGGUUGGGGCGGGGGGGGCGGGGCUUUAAGGCUAAACAGGCCUUUUUUACGCGUCACUAUCCACAUCUAUGCUCCCUCGGCUGAGUUCACCCCUUGAAUUGGGGUGAAGGUGGAGAGAUGGAGACUCGGAGCAGCAGUUUAGUGUCCCUGGAACUUUAUUAGCAAUUUACACUUUUGUAUAUUACCCGAAUACAGGCAGAGG